CUUUCUUUCUUUUUAUAAAACGUUGCGCGCACCCGAAGCAUUUACUCGGAAAUGGAGUUUAUCCACUCCCUACUCUCAACAUGGUCUUCAACCGCUCCUUCACCAACCUCCUUCCCCCAAUUCGCUCGUCUCCCGCCUGAAGUACGGACGAUAAUUUGGGAAUAUGCCAUGGAAUCGCGAAUCAUCCCCAUAGAAUGGCACUGUAGAAGACUCGAUACACCUGCAGCCUCGUCCGAAGGUAUACAGGAUGGUGGUGUGAACCAAAGAAUGGCGAUCACUACCUGUACAUUGGGACCGAAAUUUUGCCAAUGUAGGAGUUUUCCACCCAGCUCGCCACACACUGUGGCACUUCCUUCUGUUUUUUUCGUCUGUCGAGAAAGCAGAAAUGUUACCCGGAGACAUUACUCAGCACAUUUUGAUAAGUAUUACGAUGUACAUGGCCGUCCUCUAGUAAGCCCUUCAGCUGACAGAGAGACUACGGAGGAAGAUGGUGAUGAAACAACUCCCCAACCGAAAAUAGGAGCUUUUAUCAAUCCCGCCGUGGACGGCAUUUAUCUGAAGUUUAAAGUGACGUCAGUAAGCGAGAUUGUCAACUUGCAUCAGUUUGUUGAAAUCAUGGUGAAAGAAGCGGCCUGUAUAACAAAGAUUGUGGUUAAGCCUACCAUUAUUCUACGCCCAUAUAUGUGGUGGCAGAAGGAAAGAUUCCAGAAGUGGAGAAAUUGGGGUCCGGAUGGGCACUGGGUUCCUCCGGGGUUGCACAGACUCAAGAAGCUCAGAGAAGUAGUGGUGCUAAUAGAUGGAAGUGUUUCUUCCAAGAUGCUUCCAACGGAGUGGCGAGAGAGGACUGCGUCAAUUUGGAGUGAAGAAUUGGAGAAGACGAGGCUAGAUUGGCCAAUUGAGUGGGAAGGUAAUAUGCCUCCAUUGAGAUUUCAGUCACAUUUGUAAAAAACGGCUAGAAAUUACCAUUUUUAAUACUUGAAUACUUUCCAAAAUGCAGCUACUAUAUCUCCCAAGUAACUGGCAGUCUGGAC
Talaromyces proteolyticus is the source of this 1031-nucleotide messenger RNA. RefSeq lists its product as uncharacterized. The coding region runs from base 52 to 945 and encodes 297 amino acids. The transcript has a single exon. NCBI's taxonomy places the organism in Eukaryota, Fungi, Ascomycota, Eurotiomycetes, Eurotiales, Trichocomaceae. The record is from RefSeq and is a predicted model, not a curated record.